Molecule: messenger RNA, 2347 nt
Organism: Lycium ferocissimum
Lineage: Eukaryota; Viridiplantae; Streptophyta; Magnoliopsida; Solanales; Solanaceae
Exons: 4
Coding region: 60-2141 (693 amino acids)
Source: RefSeq, a predicted model, not a curated record
UAAUCCAAUCCCUAAUUUUCAAACAAAUUUAAACCUAAACUCAUUGAAAUUUUAAAAAAAUGGUUGAUUCAUCAGAGAAACAACAACAACAAUCGACAAACAAUGUAGAUGUGGAGAUGGAUGAGAUGGAGAAUUCAAAUCAAUUAGACGAAACAUCGUCGUCGUCUUCAUCAAACAAUGAUUUAUACGACGAUGUUUUAUCAAACGCUGGAGAAACGAAUGUUCUUCAGUGGCUUUUAGCUUUAGAUUUGCAGGUUAUGGGAGCUUGUAGAGCUGAUGAAAGGCUAAAGCCGUUGUUGAAGCUUAAUGUUUCUGCUGGUGCUGCUCAAGAUCGAUUGCUUGCUCAUCUUAGUCAAAACUUUGAGCCAUCAGAAGUUGGAAUACUCGCCAGGUGCUUGUGCAUUCCACUCGUUUCAAUGCGUGUCGGGAAGAUCCAGAAGCAGGGGACGCUCUUGUGCCCAACUGCUACAAGGGGAAACUUAAACCUUGCAAUUCUGCCAACAUCGAACUUGCGCAUCUCAUUCAUUGGGGAUGACGGCAGCACAGAGAGAGUUGGAACAUUUUGCAGUGAAUCUGAUUGUUCUGCCAUAGAGAUUAAAGAUAUUGUGGCAGACGAGUCUGGACGCUCUUUUCUUAUAAGUAUCCCUGGUGGUGAGACUUUCUACUUUUGGUGUUCAGAGAAGUCUAAGCUUCUUGGCGAUGAGUUGCGGAGAAAGAUGAGGGAUUUGGUUAAGAUGAAACCUUCCUUGGCUGAAUUAACUGGAAUCGAUGCAUCACGGAUUGAUUGUUUUGCCAUUCAUCUUCGAGCUUAUCUCCAUGGUUCAGCAGCCAUAAAUCCUCAAGCAAGUUCCAUGAUGUCAAGAGAUCCUUCCAUAGAUGGCUCUGUUAGUUCUUCAGAACUCGGUCUUGAUGCCCAGAUAUCAGUUGCAUUCCAGAAACCUCUGCGGUCUGAGCACUUUGGUGGCCUAGGAUCAAACACCAGCCUGAUGUGUAGCCUUAGUCCUAUGUCUACUGGUGCUUUUAAAGAUAGCGUGCUCAGGAACUCAUCGUCAGUAAGUGUUUCUAGAGAGAGGCCAAGGCACGAUGGUGAUAGCUAUCUUUCAUGUGUGGAUAGCCAGAUUUCAGGCACAAGUAGCAUAGGUGCACCUAAUUCAACUCAUGAUGAAGACAACGACAAGCUUGGAAGGGAAACUGGUCCUUCAAAUGUUUUGGAACCAUUUGUUGCUGCCCCGCCUUUCCAAGGCUCUGCAGCUACUGUUCAUUCUCUGGAUUCAGCAGUUUUCUCUCCGUAUUACUGUUGGUGUCCUCCUGCUGUAUCCACUCUGCAGUACUCAGUUGGAAGUCCACAUUUCCCUAUCCUGUCCACAGACUCGUCAAUACCACUACUUCCUUCAAUAGCACCUUCUGCUUGUUCAUCUGGUAUUUUGACACCAAUGCCAUCUCUUGUCAGUGAUGUCUCCACUCUAGAUUUCCCACCUCUUUUGCCUGAGCCAUUGAUCAGGUUGCCAUUUUCUUUGGCAACUUCGCAGCAAAUACCUACUUUCACACCUUUAGUAGGCGAUUCUAUAGUCCAUAUUCCAGUUAUUGACGUUUGCUCUUCUGGCCAAGGUUACUUCGUCAGUGCAGGUCCUGCUAUCUCUGGCAGUAUUCCACAGUUGCAUCCAAAUUUGGUGAAUCCCUUAAUUCCACAAACAGAAUCAAUGGCUGAGAAAAGUGCCAGGGAUACUCUUCGGUUGCUCAUAAAUAACUCCAACCAGCCUAGCCCACAGCUGAUUGAUCUACUGCCCCCUAUGCUUUCUCGUAGUGGGGAAGAGGCGCGAAAUAUGCUGGCUACUGGAAGCAGAGGACUUUACUCCAAUCUACUGCCUCCUAUGCUUUCUCGUAGUGGUGAAGAGACACGAAAUAUGCUGGUUACUGGAAGCAGAGGACUUUACUCUAGAACCAUAGGUGUUGAUACCACCAUAGCAAAUGAUUUUGCAAUUAAGAGUUUGGUCUCACUAUCUGAAAAGCCUAUUGGAUGGCUUGAUAAGAAGCAAAUUGGUAUACAAGAGUUGUUUGUUCCGAGGGACAAACCGGGUAGUUCUGGUGAAUCUUCACUGGGUGAUGGUUUUUUAGAUUUUGAAGAGGAAAGAAAGAAUUGAUAGACAGAGUUCUCUUGUUUGCUUUUGUGUUUUGCAAGUUGUGCCGCAAAAAGCUGUGAAUAUUUUCUAUGUAGCUUUGUACUGUCAAAUGUAAUUAGUACCAAGUCUCUCCAUAUCAAUAUAACCUUUCUAUGGUUAUCUGAUAUCUGAUGUAUGUUUGUGUGCUUGUUGGAUGCAAAAUAAAAUAUCCGUAUAGGUGCGAAAGA